Paramuricea clavata is the source of this 840-nucleotide messenger RNA. Lineage: Eukaryota; Metazoa; Cnidaria; Anthozoa; Malacalcyonacea; Plexauridae. The record is from the annotation of a GenBank genome assembly.
AUGGAGAUCUUAGAUAGAAAUGGAAAUAUUCAAGAACAGCUUCAGAAACUGCCGUUCAUACCAGAAUGGGAAUUUCCAAGAGAAAGAAUUAGCUUUGGUAUGUAAUUUCUUUUUGUACAAUAAUCGACGAAGAGAAAGCAUCCACGUUGAUGUAAUUCGCAAUAACAAAUAUUUAAAAUGAGGCAAUAUUUUUAAUUAUGGAAUAAUUAAACAUUAUCUACGCCCUGUAUAAUUUAACAUAAACUGUUAAUAUCCUUGUAAACUGACAUAUCUAGAAAAAAGCAAAUCAUUUUCAUAUAACCAGUAGUAGUUUUGAGCGCUUCAAGCUUUCCUUGUAUAUAAGCAGCGUUUGCCAUUGACAUUGAUCAACGAAACAAUAACGAAUAAGUGACUUGAAUGGUGAUUUUUUUCACUGAUGCACAAGUAUUUUUUUUUACUCCUAUACGAACUAUAAAAAAUGACAAUAUAAAAUUGAAAGCAGUGUUCUUUCUAUAAUAAGGUUUAAGUUUUUCCUGUCUCCCAGCAGUUUAGUCUCAGCACAUUGCCUGUAGUUUCGAAAUAGAUUACAAAAUAAUUUUUUUUUUUUCAGCCAGGGAACUUGGCUCUGGACAAUUCGGAAUUGUUUGGUUAGCCGAUGCAAUUGGUAUAUCUGCAUUUCAUCCAAGAGACAUGUUGAGAGAAAGAGAGGGUGGACGAAGGUUCUUAUUCUUCAAUCGCACAACGAAAAGAAACAGCUAUGUCUUUUGUAAAGAAGUAACCCAAGUUGCAGUUAAAGCAAUGAAAGGUUGGAUUUUAAAUUUGUACAAUACCUGCAUGUAUUAUGAUUACUGCUUGUAUUGA